This is a messenger RNA of Anopheles stephensi (Asian malaria mosquito), 937 nucleotides long. RefSeq names its product mediator of RNA polymerase II transcription subunit 20 (gene MED20). The record is from RefSeq and is a predicted model, not a curated record. Gene Ontology annotation, biological process: regulation of transcription by RNA polymerase II. Gene Ontology annotation, cellular component: mediator complex. The coding region runs from base 210 to 869 and encodes 219 amino acids. Gene Ontology annotation, molecular function: transcription coactivator activity. The transcript has a single exon. NCBI's taxonomy places the organism in Eukaryota, Metazoa, Arthropoda, Insecta, Diptera, Culicidae.
ACAGCAUUUCAUUAAGCACCUUGAUUGCUGAUAGAGUCUUUCGCAACUCUAUUUACCUUGUGCCUUUUGACGUUUAACCCCGUUGGCAGCGGUAAACAAUAAACAAUUGCUUUCCGCACUCAUUUCUUUUGCGCCCGGCAUUUCUUUUCGUUUUUUUACAACAAAAGCUCACAAGAGAACCGCACAUUUUACUCGCACCGUUCCACGCAAUGGGGGUGACCGUUUUGCAACCCUACCCGGUGGAAAACAAAUCUGGUGCGCAAACGAUCGAGUUUCUGGUGAAGCGCGUCGUCGCUCUAGGUGCCGUACCGGCGGGACAGUUUCUGGUGGACUGUGAAACCUACAGCUCCAACCCUCAGCUAGGACCACCGAAAACGGUACACAUACUGCACAAUUCCGAGCAGCCCGCUUCCGUGUUUUCGAUACUGGACACCGGCACCAAGCAGAUACCGCUCGUGACGGACGGUUUGUUCGAUCUGCUGAUGACGCGCAUCGCACCGGCCUACACUUCCAAGAAGCAGACGAAAAUCGAAUCGAAAGGACAACGGUUUGAGUUUGGCGAUUUUCUGAUCAAGCUGGGCAGCGUGACGAUGAGCCAAAACUUCAAGGGAGUGCUGGUGGAGGUGGAAUAUCGGCCCUGCCUCGUGCCGGGCAGUUGCUGGGAGCUGAUGCGCGAGUUUCUGCAAGGUUUCCUCGGCUCGAACGUGUCCAACUCGAUGCCCGCCUACUUUACGCAGCGUUCCAGCGUCAAUCCAAACCAUUCCAAGGCGAACGACAUCUAUCAGCCAAUCGAUACGAUUAAUCAGUACUUGGAGCAUUUUACGAACUAUCGGAAGCAGACCAUGGCACCGGUCGGCGCACGGCCGUAAACCCCUAUCAAAUCAUUUGUAAUUAAGCUUAAGAAUAUACAAGUAUAUUUAAUUUCUAGUAUCAUUAA